UUGGUGGAAAGCUGGCUAAAAAUAAAACUCAACUUCAAGUGGGUCGACUUCGAGUACGACUCAUUCACACACACAAACAUUUCUUACUUUCUCUCUCUUCUCUUCGCUAAUUAAGAAAAUUGUUUAAGCGAAGCCGUACCCAGCAAAACAAAACAAAAAAAAAAAACUAGAUCUGCAGCGACGCGGCUCAAUCUCGGCUCAGAUCCACUACACGCCGCCGAUCUUUCUUCUCCCUCCAUUUUCCUCGAUCGCCAAAAUUGAAUUUCUCAGAGUAUUUCUUUUUCAUGAAUUCCCAAUUUCCAUUUUCAAACAUGGAUCCUGUAAACAUUGGACUUGGUUGUUCAGAAAAGACAAUUCCUGUUACUUCUUCUUCAAUCAAGCCAAAAAAGAAAACAAUGACUUCAGUUUAUUUGAAGUUUUUUGAGACUGCUACUGAUGGCAAGACUAGGAGAUGCAAGUUUUGUGGACAGACCUAUUCCAUUGCAACUGCCACAGGCAAUUUGGGUAGGCAUCUUGCUAAUCGCCAUCCGGGCUACGAUAAAGAAGGGGAAGCUGUAAGCAAUUUGGUAACUCGGCCCAAUGGCGUUGUGAUCAAGAAAUUUCAGGCUCGAGGAAAAUCAAACCAGGUGGAUUAUGAUCAUCUAAAUUGGUUACUUGUUAGGUGGCUUGUUUUAGCUUCUCUCCCUCCUUCAACUCUAGAAGAAAAGUGGCUUGUAAAUUCUUACAAGUUUCUAAACCCGUCUAUACAAAUUUGGCCUAGUGACAAGUACAGAACUGUACUUGAUGAAGUUUUCAGUAGCAUGAGGGAAGAUGUAAGAGCAUUGUUAGAACAGGUUUCUUUUAAGUUCUCCAUCACACUUGAUUUCUGGACUUCCUUUGAACAGAACUUCUAUAUGAGUGUAACAUGUCAGUGGAUUGAUGAAGACUGGUGCUUCGAGAAGUUGCUUCUUGACGUCUGUCGCAUACCAUAUCCAUGUGGGGGUGCAGAAAUCUAUCGUUGCCUCAUAAAAGUUCUUAAGUUUUACAAUAUUGAAAGCAGAAUCCUGUCAUGUACCCACGAUAAUAGUUCAAGUGCCAUGCAUGCUUGCCAUACUUUGAAAGAGGACUUCGAUGGUCAGAAAAUAGGACCAUUCUGUUAUAUACCUUGCGCUGCUCAAACUUUGAACCUGAUAAUAGAUGAUGGGUUGAGAUCUGGAAAACAAGUAAUUUCAAAGAUCAGAGAAUUUGCAAUGGAGUUAAAUGCAUCACCGGUAAUCUCUGACGAUUUUAUUCAAAUUUCUACCGCUUAUCAAGAAGGUACUUGGAAAUUUCCUCUUGAUGUUUCAGCAAGGUGGAGUGGAAACUACCAAAUGCUUGAUCUUGUUCGUAAGGCUGGUAAAUCAGUGGAUGCGAUUAUUCGUAAAUAUGAAGAGACACUAGGCCGUAGGAUACUGCUGAGUCCUUCUGAUAAAAGUGUCGUUAACAUCAUGCAUCAAUAUCUCGAGCCAUUCUACAAGACCACAAACGACAUCUGCACAAGCAAGGUGCCAACGAUUGGGCUUGUCCUUUUCUUCAUGGAUCACAUCUCAGAAACAAUUGCUACCUGCAAAGAAUCACGUCCCAGUCCAGAAUGGCUAAAAAGUGCCGCAGAAGAAAUGGCUAAAAAGGCUAGAAAUUAUACUAAUCAGGUUUGCAACAUAUUUACAUAUAUGACAGCUAUUCUAGAUCCUCGAAUAAAGGGAGAUUUGAUCCCGGAUAGUUUAAACUCGCAAAGUUAUCUGGAGGAAGCAAGGUCACAUUUUAUAAGAAACUAUUCUAUUAACCAUUUCUCCUCACUAAGUUCUGGUUACAAUGGACAAGAAAUUGAAGAUGGAGGAAAUGUUUCCUUUGCCGAGGAAAUAGCUCGCAAAAAACGUAGGACAAACAUGAGCUCUGCCACUGAUGAGCUUACACAGUACUUGUCAGAGGCUCCAGCUCCAAUAGCAACGGAUGUUCUGGAGUGGUGGAAGGUAAACAGUACACGCUACCCUCGAUUGUCUGUGAUGGCUAGAGAUUUCUUGGCUGUGCAAGCAACCUCAGUAGUGCCUGAGGAACUUUUCUGCGGCAAGGGUGAUGAAAUUGACAAGCAACGAUUUUGUAUGCAGAAUGAUAGCACACAAGCUGUUCUUUGUAUCAAGUCAUGGAUUCAGGUCGGAAUCAAGUUUAAGUAUAAAUCGACGGAGAUAGACUAUGAGAGGUUGAUGGAACUAGCAGCUGCUUCUGCAACACAUAAUAAUAGCCUUUCAAAUUCUGAGAAGAAGCAAAAAUAGUGAUAGAGGUUAUGUCUCUUGUAGAUAAUUAUUUAUAUACCACAUUUUGUUAAAUGUUCAUGUUGGAUUUAUUUUCGAUAAAAUGUGUAUAAUAUCGUUGCAAGUCCUUAUGUUAUCAGUAUUAGAUGGAUGAAAAUUAAAUGUUCUACGUACUAU
Trifolium pratense (red clover) is the source of this 2444-nucleotide messenger RNA. RefSeq names its product putative AC transposase. The transcript has 3 exons. The record is from RefSeq and is a predicted model, not a curated record. The coding region runs from base 285 to 2288 and encodes 667 amino acids. Gene Ontology annotation, molecular function: protein dimerization activity; DNA binding. Lineage: Eukaryota; Viridiplantae; Streptophyta; Magnoliopsida; Fabales; Fabaceae.